Molecule: messenger RNA, 1259 nt
Organism: Trichobilharzia szidati
Lineage: Eukaryota; Metazoa; Platyhelminthes; Trematoda; Strigeidida; Schistosomatidae
Source: the annotation of a GenBank genome assembly
CGGCACGCUUUACAGGCAAGUGGACGGGGUGGCAAUGGGCUCCCCAUUAGGUCCAAUUCUGGCUGAUUUCUUUCUAAGUAAGCUAGAAAAUGGACCUCUGAACAACCUUAUCAGAAAGUUCUCAUUUUAUUGCCGAUAUAUGGAUGACACCUUUAUUCUUUGUGAUAAUGCUUCCGAUAGGACUACAAUAAUUACUGAAUUCAAUGAAGUACAUCCGGCUAUGAAAUUCACAUGCGAGGAGGAAUCCCAAGACAGAAUUGCCUUCCUCGAUGUCCUACUUACAAGAAAACCAGACGGAAGCAUAAAAAGAAAUUUACAUAGAAAAAGUACUUGGACGGGACAAUAUACACACUUUCAUAGCUUCGUUCCCAUCAAAUACAAAAGGAAUUUGGUGAAGACCCUUAGCCACAGAGUUAGAGCUAUAUGCUCUGAGGAAGUAAUUAAAGAUGAAUUAAACAUUGUAUAUGAUACUUUAAUUGAAAAUGGUUAUCCUGACAAGUUUAUCAAGAAACAUAUGACGAAGAAGGCCGAAAAGGACGACCCACUAUCUGUAAACAAGAAGCCCCUUUAUAUACGACUACAAUUCAAGGGCGAUAAACCAAGUGAGUUAAUUACAAAGAAAUUAAGAAAAGCAGUUCAAAGGACUUUUAAUGCUGGCGAACUACACAUCUUAUUCUCUACAAGACCGAUGGUGCUACCUCGACUGAAAGAUGAAGUACCUAGACUGGCCACUUCAAAUUGUAUUUAUCAAUUCAACUGCGCUUGUGGAGCGAGUUAUGUUGGCCGUUGCUCUAGGAACUUGAUUUUUCGUGCUCGAGAACAUAUCCCACUAUGGCUAAGUAAAGGUGUAGUUAAAAGUAUUAACAGCUCGAUAUUAGACCAUCUGGUGCAAACCGGUCACAAAGCCAGCGUAGACGAAUCCUUCUCCAUAAUAUACCGGGUGCCCAACAAACUACCAAAAUCCUCGAAGCACCGCUUACUCCAAACAGCAGAGGCUAUUGCAAUUCGCCUCAAACAACCAGCGCUCUGUGUCCAAAAGAAACAAGUCCAGCCCCUACUACUGCCCUGGCCCUCAGUAGAGACUAUAAACUCAUGAAUUUGUACCAUUACCUUUCCUAAUUCUUCUGACAUUCAGUUUAUUUGAUGUUGAUGCUGUUCAGCUGUAAUUUAUCAAUAUUAUUGAUUUGAUGUUAUUUAAACAUUAAUGUCGUUCAUAAGACUAAUUCAUUCAUUCAUUAUAAUGUAUAUAUAAUUGUAGA